AUGUUUAAUAGAUCUGUCUUGAAUUUGAAACAAUUAUUUAAACAAAAAUGUCUACCCGUAUUAGAUGGGUAUACGUGUAUUAUAUCAGAUUGUCUCAUAUGCAACAAUGCAAAACAAGAAUCCAAACUUUAUGUAAAUAAGACAACAGGAUUUUUCAUGUGCGAUAAAUGUAAAUACUCUGGGUCUUGGGAUGUGCUUGAAAAAUUUUUCUCAAUACAGAAAUCAAGUGAGAAACUAAAAGAACUUGAUGUAUGGAAAGCAAAUUUACAGCUGGAAAACGAUUUUAAUAAAGAUUGGAAACAAAUGGUGAAAAAUUGUCACACAAUGAAAGAUUUAAGUACAGAGGAAUAUAAAAGUCUGCUCAUCAAUUUUUCACUUCCGGAAGUUUUACAAGAAGAUAUGAGCCAGUUACAAUGCAUUUACGAAAAAACAUCCAACAUAUUGCACUUUCCAUUAAUAGGUUUAAAUAAUUCUAUUGUUGGAUAUAAAUCCCUUACAAUAGGAUCGGAGCUAGAGCAAACAGUUCCUGCUAUUGGGGUUAGUGGUUGUAUUAAGUACAAACAACAGAACAGUAAAAAUGAUAAUACUGCUGUGGUUGUAGGAACGAUGCAGGACUUGCUAGCUUUGGUAUCACAGAAAUCAGCAAACCUGAUUCUCUGUUUGCCAUACAAUUUGAAAAGUCUACCUCAACAGUUAUUACCUUAUAUGGAAUCCUUCAAGAAGUUGAUUUUAUGGUUUGGGAAUGAUGAAAUAAGUUGGUAUACUGCCAGGCAAUUUGCAAAAAAGUUAAAUGAAAAACGAUGCUAUUUCGUGAGGCCAACGGAUUUACAGCCUGAACCAAAGUUAGCAAACGAUGUGGGUUACGACCUAAAGAGUAUUCUUCAAAACGCACAAUCUAUGUGGCAUAAAAGUAUAACUACCUUUCAACAAUUAAGAGAGGAAGUGUUCAGCGAUUUACUAAACACUGACAAAGUACAAGGUGUGAAAUGGAAAAGAUAUCCAGCUCUAAAUAAGAUACUGAAGGGUCACAGGAGAGGAGAAUUUACAAUUCUAACAGGAUCAACAGGAUGUGGCAAGACAACAUUUAUGAGCGAGUAUUCUUUGGAUUUAGCGAUGCAAGGUGUCAAUACUUUAUGGGGCAGUUUUGAAAUAAGGAAUGCUCGAUUAGCAAGAACAAUGUUGCAACAAAUGGCGAGAGUACCAUUGGAUGAAAAUAUUCAACACUUUGAUUCGUAUGCAGACAACUUUGAAAAAUUACCAAUUUAUUUUAUGACAUUUCAUGGUCAGCAAAGUAUUAAAGUAGUCAUGGAUGCAGUUGAACACGCAACUUAUGUCCAUGACAUAGCUCAUGUAAUAAUUGACAAUGUUCAAUUUAUGAUGGGAACAUCGGAGGACCAUAAACACAUGGACAGAUUCUGGAAACAGGAUGAUAUAAUUUCAAAAUUCAGAAAUUUUGCUACUAAAUAUAACUGCCACGUAACUGCGAUAAUACAUCCAAGAAAAGAACGCAUUGAAGAAGAAUUAACAACUUCGUCGAUUUUUGGAAGCGCUAAAGCAAGUCAAGAAGCAGAUAACGUACUUAUUAUUCAAGAUAAAAGACUGAGUAGUAUUCGAGGCAAAAAAUAUUUGCAAGUAGCUAAAAAUAGAUAUAGCGGCGAUUUAGGUAUCAUGACGUUAGACUUUGAAAAAUCAAGUCUCAGUUAUUCCCCGAAAAUGAAACCAAAAACUGAGAGUACAGAUAAAGAAAAAACCGUAAAGAAGGAGGAGACAAUAAAAUACUCAGAUACUUUGGAUAUAGAAGAAAAUGUUUAA
Messenger RNA from Dufourea novaeangliae, 1812 nucleotides. RefSeq names its product twinkle protein, mitochondrial (gene mtDNA-helicase). Gene Ontology annotation, cellular component: mitochondrion. The coding region runs from base 1 to 1812 and encodes 603 amino acids. Gene Ontology annotation, biological process: mitochondrial DNA replication. NCBI's taxonomy places the organism in Eukaryota, Metazoa, Arthropoda, Insecta, Hymenoptera, Halictidae. The transcript is spliced from 7 exons. Gene Ontology annotation, molecular function: 5'-3' DNA helicase activity; ATP binding; single-stranded DNA binding. The record is from RefSeq and is a predicted model, not a curated record.